CAACCAUCAUCUACUGCACUCACUCUUCAUCAUCCUACCUAUUCGCACCCUGCAAUUCUUUCUGCACCUUAGCUUAUUUAUCACUAUGCCUUUUCUUGUUUAUCUUCUCCUCUUUCUUUCUCUGCAUGCAUGCACUUCUCGACCACUCGGAAUCAAUCAUACCCAACAUUAUCUACUGCACCUCUCUCACAAGGCUGUAAAGCUUCCAAUAAAGGAGGAAUUUCACAUGGCAGAAAAUUUCCAGGCCAAAAAUGAACAAGUUUUGCAAGAGAAACUCAACUUUGGGGAGUCAAAAAGUCAAGCACGGUCAAUCUUAGAAUAUCCGGAGACACAUAAAACAGAAGAAACAGUGAAAUCUAACGAAGAUGAACCGGUGGAAGACGUUGUAGUUAUGGACUAUGCACAACCCCAUCGCAAGACACCCAUCCACAACAAAGCACCAUAGAACUAUAGCUACACUUUCUCUGGGCUGUUCUGUUCUUGUCUUAUACCGAGUAUACAAUAUUUUCAAUUCCCUGUUUUCCUUUUCACCUUUGAAUGGAUAAAAGGGAUGAUGAAAACCAUAGAAAUUAAUGGAUUAAGUUAAUACAAAAGAAGCUAAGAGAGUGAAAUGUUACAUAAUUUAUGUGAUGCAAGAAAGAAAGAAUGAGAGAGAGAGAGAAGCAUGCAAAGCGAUCACGUGUUUAUUAAAUGCACAUGAAACAAGUUGUGGGAAGUGUGGAAUGAUGGUCCCUCAUAUCAUGAUGUGUUGUUUGUAUCAAAUUUAAUUUGCUGUGAAUAAAACAGUAGCAUUAUUAUACAUAUGUAUCUGCUACGACCGGGUGUGAUGGUGUGGUGUGUUUGUCUGCUUUGCUUUUAUUGCGUUUCAGUUAGGUUAGUUGUUCUGUUUGAAUACAGACACCAUUAUAUUGAUGUCACUCUCACUCUCUCUGAUCUGCACUUUUCUGUUGUUCUUGUUUUGUAAAUAAAAAUGGUUUUGUGAGUGUAAA
Ipomoea triloba (trilobed morning glory) is the source of this 989-nucleotide messenger RNA. RefSeq lists its product as uncharacterized. The record is from RefSeq and is a predicted model, not a curated record. Bases 86 to 445 code for a protein of 119 amino acids. NCBI's taxonomy places the organism in Eukaryota, Viridiplantae, Streptophyta, Magnoliopsida, Solanales, Convolvulaceae. The transcript has 3 exons.